AUGAGCAGCACCUCCUCGGAUGAAAGCGCGGAAGGAAGCGCCGAAAGUUUAGCACUGCUGGGGCAACAGAGAAGCGACGCCGAACGGGAAAGUUCAUUUCAACCGACCGUCAACGGACAGAUAGACGGCAAGCAACGCGGAGAAACUCCUUCUAUGAUGGCGGGUGUUGUGGGGGACAUUGGACCGUUUGAUGACACGGUGGAGCAAUGGAGCGCCUACACGGAGCGUUUUGAAUUCUUCGUUCUAGCAAAUGGCAAACAGUUUAGUAAAAUUGACUUGAACCAGGCCUACCUACAGAUGCCGGUGGACCCCGAGUCCAAAGAGUUACUGACAGUCAGCACACACAAGGGCCUUUUUCGGUACCGCCGUUUGGCUUUUGGCAUAACAUCGGCCCCUGCACUCUUCCAAAAGGCCAUGGAUCAGAUUCUGGUGGGCCUCCCAGGGGUGCAGUGUUACUUGGACGAUAUCCUUAUAACGGGGAGGGACAACGCCGAUCAUCUUCACAACCUGGACAGGACACUACAGAGGCUGAGGGAACACGGACUGAAAGUCCGCAAGGAGAAAUGUGAGUUUUUUCAGUCCUCCAUUGAGUACCUAGGUCACGUGAUCGAUGAUAAAGGUCUACACAAGGCCCCCUCCAAGACCAAAGCCAUUUUGGAAGCCCCAGCACCACAAAACGUCAACCAGUUACGCUCAUACCUGGGGCUCCUGAACUACUAUGGUCGGUUCAUCCCCAAUCUCUCCACCUUAUUGAAGCCCCUCCACGAGCUACUGAGGCACGGUAAGAAAUGGGAGUGGUCAGAGGCUUGCCAGAUAGCUUUCACCAGCUCGAAGAAAGCCCUGCUGAACUCGGAGGUGCUUACACAUUUCAACCCAGCACUGCCACUUCAGUUGGCCUGCGACGCAUCCCCCUAUGGAGUUGGCGCGGUGGUCUCACACAUCAUGCCGGACGGCACGGAUAAACCCAUCGCUUUCGCCUCUAAGACCCUUAAUAAGGCUGAAUGUAACUAUGCACAGAUCGAGCGGGAGGCACUGAGCAUCGUGUUUGGAAUAAGGAAAUUCCACCAGUACCUUUUUGGAAGGAGAUUUACGCUUCUAACUGACCACAAACCACUGACAGCCCUGCUGGGGCCACACGCGGGCAUUCCACCAUUGGCUGCAAGCAGAAUGCAGAGAUGGGCCCUGCUGCUCUCAGGCCAUGAUUAUGACAUUAAGUACCGCCGAUCCGAAUUGCAUGGUAAUGCGGAUGGCCUCUCCCGCUUACCGCUCCGCGUAGCAAAGCCAAUGACCCAACCAAGCGACAUCUUCUACUUCCAGCACGUGAGCGACACCCCUGUCACUGCUAAACAGGUGCGACGUGCCACCCGAAACGAUCCGGUGUUAUCAGCUGUAAUGGAUGCCAUCAUAAAAGGCAGGAGAAUCCCAAGCACGCCUGACAUCAAACCAUAUUUGGUCAGGCAACAAGAGCUUUCUGCACAGUUGGGGUGUUUGCUGUGGGGCAGAAGGGUCAUCAUACCCCCUUCUCUGCGGGGCCCAAUGCUGAAACAACUCCACGUCGGGCACUGUGGCAUAGUGCGUAUGAAGGAGCUGGCCCGCAGCUAUUUCUGGUGGCCGGGGCUAGACCAGCACAUCGAGGACUUUGCAGGCCGCUGCACUGCCUGCCAAACUGUGCGAAACGCACCUAAACCAGCAGCAGUCCAUCCAUGGGAAUGGCCCGCGGAGCCGUGGCAGCGUAUACACAUUGACUUUGCGGGACCAUUCGAAGACAGAAUGUUGUUGGUGGUGGUGGACGCUCACAGCAAAUGGCCAGACGUGGCCAUCAUGCGUUCUACAACCACCAGGAAAACCAUUGAGCGUCUGGAGGAAAUGUUCAGCCGGUAUGGAAUACCGGAACAGCUGGUGAGCGACAACGGACCCCAAUUUGUCGCAGAAGAGAUGGAGGCCUUCCUCAAGAUGAAUGGAAUUCAACACAUUAAGUCAGCACCCUACCACCCGUCCACCAAUGGACUGGCGGAGAGAUUCGUACAAACCUUGAAGCACAGUCUAAAGGCUUCAGUGUUCCAAGGUUCCCUUCAUCAGCGACUGUACAGUUUCCUGCUGACUUACCGAAACACGCCACACAGCACCACUAAGGCGUCGCCCGCUGAACUCCUCCUGAAAAGAGCGCUGCGCACCCAAUUGGAUUGCAUACGGCCGCAGUCAAGGAGCCAAACUGUCCUGAGCAGUCAGCAAGAGCAGAGCCAACGUAGGGCAGGCACACCACGGUCUUUUCACAUUGGUGACCCGGUCCUAGCUCGCAACUACCUAAGGGGUCCCAGGUGGGUGCCAGCGAAGGUAGUGGCCAUUACUGGGCCGCUUUCAUACCAAGUACGCACCAACGAUGACUUAGUGUGGCGUCGUCAUACGGACCAACUGCUGGCCAGCAAAGGCCCUGCCCCGGAACCAAUGGGUUCCCCCCUGCAAGAUAUCUCCGACGGGGCAGACGCGGUGGAGGACCAGGCCGCCCCUGACACCCUGUCAACCACCCUUCAAGAGGACAACGUCACAGACCAGGUUCCCCAGCCCCCAUUGACAACGGAUUCAGCGCCACCGUUGUCUCCGGUGACCCAUCAUCCUCACCGGUAUCCCACGCGGGAGCGACGGCCUCCUGACCGCCUGAACUUGUAG
Cyprinodon variegatus (sheepshead minnow) is the source of this 2667-nucleotide messenger RNA. RefSeq lists its product as uncharacterized. The transcript has a single exon. Bases 1 to 2667 code for a protein of 888 amino acids. NCBI's taxonomy places the organism in Eukaryota, Metazoa, Chordata, Actinopteri, Cyprinodontiformes, Cyprinodontidae. The record is from RefSeq and is a predicted model, not a curated record. Gene Ontology annotation, biological process: DNA integration. Gene Ontology annotation, molecular function: nucleic acid binding.